Messenger RNA from Saccoglossus kowalevskii, 2235 nucleotides. Its product is annotated as G2/mitotic-specific cyclin-B3-like. Gene Ontology annotation, molecular function: cyclin-dependent protein serine/threonine kinase regulator activity. Gene Ontology annotation, biological process: mitotic cell cycle phase transition. The record is from RefSeq and is a predicted model, not a curated record. Lineage: Eukaryota; Metazoa; Hemichordata; Enteropneusta; Harrimaniidae.
AUGGACUCAGAAAGACUCGAUUACAUUGAUAUUGAUGCAGAGAAUAGAUUAGACCCUAACCUCCUACCAGAGUAUGCUAGUCAAAUAUUUGAUUAUUACAAAGAAAGGGAGAUUCUUUUUAAAGUUGAUCCGUAUCUGGAUAAUCAGACUGACAUUACUAAAAAUAUGCGUGCUAUAUUGGUUGACUGGUUAGUGGAGGUGCAAGAGAACUUUGAACUAAAUCACGAGACUCUGUACUUGGCAGUGAAGAUAGUUGACAGAUACCUCAUGAAAAAGGAUGUUGGCAGAGAAGUUUUACAAUUAGUUGGUGCAACUGCUUUGUUUAUUGCUUGCAAAUUUGAUGAACGAUGCCCGCCUGUACUUGAUGAUUUUAUCUUCAUUUGUGAUGACGCUUAUCGUAGGACUGAGUUUUUAGCGAUGGAAAGGACUAUUUUGAAGACUUUGAAUUUUGAUGUUGGUGUGCCAUUGUCAUACAGGUUUCUCAGGAGGUUUGCCAAGUGUUCAAAAGCUACUAUGGAAACGCUUACGCUGGCUAGGUAUAUAUUGGAACUAACAUUGCAAGAUUACGAUUUCUGUGUAAAUUAUAAGGAGUCUCAUCUAGCUGCUGCCACGUUACUGUUGGCCUUUAAAAUGAAGAGAAUCAUGGAAUGGGAUUCAACUUUAGAACAUUACUCAGGCUACAAGAGUCAAGAUAUAUUACCUUGUGUAAAGAAACUGAAUGCAUUAAUAUCAAACCCAAAUAAACAACUUGCAACUGUCAGAACAAAAUACUCUCACAGGGUUUUCUUUGAAGUAGCCAAGAUUCCAAGCCUGGACAUGUUAGAACUCUAAUGUGUAUCCAAAUAAUUUCCAAUUUACUUGUACCAGACUGCCAUCAGCGUAUCUUUACAUUUUCAGAUAUCUGCUUAGAGCUCUACACUGCCUUCAAAAUUGCAUGUCUCUAAGACUGGUUAUACUGCCACUUUUAUAUUAUGUCAAAUGACACAUUUGUGCUAGUUUUUAUUGCAUUCAGCAGCAUUUAACUAAUUCAUAACCAAAGCCAAUUAAUGGCUUUUUUACUGUCACUGCCAUACUGCUCAAAACACCAAAAUGGCAACAUUGCCAGCCAAGUUGCUGACUGGUUUGCUUAUGUGUCUUGAGAUCGUUAACGAUUAGAACUGGAUAGUUGAAAUCACUAUUACGAGGGUGCGCUGUUCAGCAUUAGCUUUCAUUUAUGGGAGACAUGUAAAUUUAUGCAAUUGAGUGAAAUAAAUUGAAAGGCAAUUGCAUUGUGAUUUUCUAUUUGGCAAUGUUGCAGUUUUGGUGUUCGGAACAAUAUGAGCAGUCACAGUAAAACAAAGUAUUGAAUGCUUGCACCACAUAAAAUCCCGAAACUAUUGUUUGCUUACACAGCCGUAAAUAAGUGUUACCCAAUACUUCCUUCCCAGCAAGUGUUCAUGAGACAGUAACUUGUCCGAUAAUGAAGAUGUAAUUUGCAUUUUAUUAACAUUAAGUUGCUAUGCCUUGCAUUGUGUAUUUUUAAUUUUUUAACUAAUUCUUAGCUUUUUAUAGUUUUAUUUUAAAGUAUACCUGGCAUUCUCUUUUCAAAGUGUUGACAGGUAUAGUUUAUCUAUCCUGCUUUAAUUUUUUAGCUAUCUUGUGUAAAUACGUUAUUUCAAUUUUUAUAUAUUUUUUCUAAAAUUUCAUAAUUUAUAUGGUUAGUGUCGUCAUGGCAACAAUCUUUUACAUGCAUUUUAUUCAUAUAUAACAAUUAGAAUUGGUGGACAUAAGGAGUGACUAGUUCGAUAAUGUAAUUGAAAGUGACACUGCCAUUGUUUUCUGUUAUUGACUUCAAAUGUAACUCAUUUAAUCAUGAAAUAAGAAAAGCAUCAGUCGUGUUUAUUCAAAAAUUCACUUGAAACAAUCUCAAUUGUACACAACACCUGUAAAUAUAAAAAAAACAAUGCUUCCCCUUGAUCCUUGUAUUGGAGAAUUCCUAUUAGAAGUUUGCAUUUUAUAUCCAAAAGUUAACUGAAAUGCAAGACACUGCUGUUUGAUCUUGUCAAUUGCUGUAAAUAAUAUCGUGCUCAUUCACAAAGUUCCUUUAUUAAAAAUGGUCAGAUAACAGAAUUUUUUCAAUUGAUGUUUUUACAUGAUAGUUUUAUAUUACAAUUGGAACUUGAAGUUGAAUGACAUUUUGUACCAUUUCUUUAUGUAGAUAACUUGAAAAUAAAGUGGUAUUCACUCUUAGUUUGU